Messenger RNA from Phymastichus coffea, 4124 nucleotides. RefSeq names its product tetratricopeptide repeat protein 37. Gene Ontology annotation, cellular component: Ski complex. The transcript is spliced from 14 exons. Lineage: Eukaryota; Metazoa; Arthropoda; Insecta; Hymenoptera; Eulophidae. The coding region runs from base 197 to 4108 and encodes 1303 amino acids. Gene Ontology annotation, molecular function: protein binding. The record is from RefSeq and is a predicted model, not a curated record.
UAUAUAGAUUCAUCCGACUUUUAUAAUAGUUUUUUAUUUGAAACUUUGUCGAUUGUGAUAUUUAGUUGUAGAUUUAUAAAUUUACAAUCUUCAUACAAGGACUGUGAUAUGAAUCAUCUGUGAGCUACAACUUAUAAUGUAUGCAUAAAGAAAACAGGAAUUAAUAAGUAACAAAGUUCACACAGACACUAAAAUCAUGACUAAGGACAGUAAAGCAUUGCUGAAGGAAGCUAAGAAAUUAUUGACUGAAAAAGAAUACCUAAUUGCUAUUAAAAUUUGUAAGAAAGUAUUAAAAGAUGAUAAGUAUAAUUAUACCGCUUUGGUUUUAAUGGGAGCUUCAUUGCUAGAAGUUGAUGAUUUACAAAUCCAAGUUCCAACUACAUUAAAAAAAGCUGUUGACAUUCAACCUGACAAUCCUCUAGCUUGGCAUGGAUUAAUGACAUAUUAUGAAAGGCAGCCACCUUCUACUGAAAUAUGGUCUGAAUUAGUCUCUGUAUAUAAAAAGCUUCUACAACUAGAGAGUGAUUUAAAGAAAAUGUCACAUUACUUAAAGAAUAUUUCAGAAAUUAUACUGAAAUUAACUAAUGAUGAAGUUUUAUCAGAUACUGUUAACAAACUUUGUAAGUUGAAAGAUCAAAAAGGUAGGGAACCAGAGGCUAUAAAAGCUAUCAAUGAAACUAUAGUAUCAGUACUGAUUCACUAUCCAAAGUUAACUAAUGAUUACGAUGAAAUCUUGGAACAAGUGUUGAUAACUAUUAUUGAGGAUGAAAAUUCAGUCAAUAGGCAUGAGUAUUAUAAAAGAUAUUUGAGGCUAUUGUAUAAAUUAGAAAAGUAUAAUAAACUUCUAUCUGAAGCCAUAAAAAUGCACGAAAUAUUCAGUCAAGAUAUUUAUCCUUUGGAAUGGAUUUGCAAAGUGUAUUCAGAGUUAAGCAUAACUGACAUUGCUUUUGAUAAAAUUGACAUUGUCAUUUAUUAUGAGACUUUAUUGGAUCAUGAAUCAGAAUCUGUUCUUGGAUAUUUUGCCCAAUCAGUGUAUUUAUACAAAACAGACAAUCUAAUUGAUGCAAGAAAUAUUCUUAGUAAAUUAGUUAGUGUCAAACCAAAAUGGUUUCAUGCUUGGUAUCUGUUGAGUAUAGUUGAUGUCAAACUCUACUGUUGGGAAGAUGCUGAAUGUGCUGCACAACAUGCUCAAAAAAUUAUACCUGAAGGUGAUCCACACAAGUUACUUGGCAGGAUUAAUCUUAUUUUAUUGGAAGCUCUUGUGAAGAGUCCAAGCAAACUCAAAUGGAAAAGAGCUGAAGCAUUAUUUGAUAAUUUAUCUGAUAAUUCUUCAAAAAGUGCAGUUCUACGUGCUCAUCUAGCUGUUCAGCUUAGAGAUCCUCAAGCUAAUCAUUUAAUAAAUAAUUUGAAAAAUGAUUCAGAACUUGAAAUUCAAGCUAUUAUACUUCAUGCUACGGACUUACUGUUGAAUAAACACUUGGAAGAAGCUGCUUAUGUUGUGAGACCUACAUCUAAACAUACAUCUGAAGCUUGGCUAACUUUGGGUAAAAUACAUUGGGAAAUGGCUGAUUAUGGUCACAGUCUAUUGGCUUUCAUAAGAGGCUUAGAGGCUGAUGGAAAUAACUGGGAAUGUCUGCUUUACUUGGGGAAGUAUUAUCAAAAUCAAACACAAGAAUACGAAAAAUCUAAAAAAUCUUAUUUAAAAGCUUUACAAAUUAAUCCUAACUCUGACCAAGCUGGAAUUGGAUUAAGUUUAGUGUAUCGACUUACAAAAAAUAUAGAAGCUAAUAUAAAAUUUUUGAAUGAUUUAACAAGUCAAAGUAGAGGACCUAAGUGGGCAUUUCUUCAAUUAGGAUUGCAGCAUCUUGAUAAUGAUAAUAUAUCAGAAGCUAUUUCAAUUCUCAGAAAUGCUACCAAAAUUGAUCCAAAUGACAGUAAUUGUUGGGAAUGUCUUGCUGAUGCAUAUUUAAAACGAGGGGCUUAUUUAUCAGCUGAAAAAUCAUAUGCACGAGCUGUAGAAUUAAAUCCAGAAUCAUUCUAUUCUAUGACUCAAAUUGCCAAUAUCAAGUUGAUGAUCGGUCAGUAUGCUUCGGCAAAAACUGAUUACAUAAGUAUUUUGGAAAAGAGUAAAGAUAACGUUGCUGUAUUCAAAGGUUUGGCUGAGUGUUGUUUCAAACUCGGUAAAGAUCAUGCCAACCAACAAUUAUUAGCUCGUGCAAGAGACGAUUUCCAAGAGGCUGUAGAUUUUUCGACAAAAGCUUUGAUACAAAAGAGUAAUUUCUUAAGUAACUGGAAACUUUUAGGUGAUAUUUGUUUCACUAGUUCUCUGCUACCAGAGAAAUAUUGCUUUUUAAAAGUAAUUUCAGAUUUAAUUCAAUCUGACGUGAAAGAAAAUUAUGUAAUAUUAACUAAAAAAGACAUUUUGCUAUUAUCAUCAAGAUGUUUCUGCAAAGCUUUGAGCAUAUCAAAAAAUUCUUCUCUCUUGUGGCAUGACUUAGCUCGUUGCUACUUAGCUCAGGCAUAUUUGAAUAUUUCAGAAAAUUACAAAGACACUUUAAACAAAAGUUUAGUAGCAGCAAAACAAGCGGUGAAGCUCAACCCAUCUUCUCCGUUUCAUUGGAAUUUGUUAGGAGUUAUCUGUAUGUCAAACGAGAUAAAAAACUACGCCUUGGCUCAACACAGCUUUGCUAUGGCAAUUGAAAAAGAAUCUAAUAAUGCUGUAGCAUGGACAAAUCUUGGAACUUUGUAUUAUCUCUUAGAUGAUCCUUACCGAGCUAAUGAAGCUUUUUCCUGGGCUCAAAAGGGAGAUCCAGCUUAUGUGAAUUGUUGGAUUGGUCAAGCUUUUAUUGCCGAAAAUUUUUCACAAAAAGAUGCAAUGGAUUUAUUCCGUCACGCAGCUCAACUCUCUUACCAUCACGAAGCAGCCACUGGUUAUGCUCAUUGGGUACUCAAAACUGUUAUGGAUUCAGAGGCAAAGAAAGAUUUACUUUACGACUAUAUUAUUGAAAAAAUGCAUGCUGUCAUAGUUGCUUCUGAUAGUAUGAGUCAUUACACAGCUCAUGUCCCGACAAAUUCGCACGCGUUAAACUCAUACGGAUUACUGCUGGAAAGACAAAAGCUUUACAAAUCUGCUGCAGAAAUGUUUAGUAAUGCAUUGAAAUACCUGGAGGACGAUAAGCACAAAGAUGAAAUAAGUGUAAAUUUAGCACGUGUAAUGGUACAACAGGAAAAGUACGAAGAUGCUGUAAAAAUAUGUCUGGGAAUAAAAGAAGCAAAUUUUGCCUCUCAUUGUCAAUUGGCUUUAUCGCUCUUCAAAGCUGAACAUUUUAAAGAAUCUUACGAGGCAUAUGAAGCGGCAUUACACUGGUUAGCUGACGCUCCUUCAGAUAAAGCUCAUGUACUUUGUGCAAUGGCUGCAAUGGCUUAUAUGUUUCAAGAAAGUAACGAUGCUAAAACUCUUCUUUACCAAUCAAUUGAUAUCAAACCACCAAUUGUUUCUGGUUUAUUGGCACUGGCUGCUUUGGGUAUGCUUGAUGGAGACAAAAAUUUAACGCAUCUUGUAUUAAAAGAAUUGAAAUUGUACGACAAUCUAUCAGAGUAUAGAUAUCAUAUUGCCAAACUGACGGCUUAUUCAUACUUAAUACAAAAUGAUAUGGAAGGUGCCUCUAGAGUAUUAUGUAAAAAUAUUCAUCGUUACCCAGAUUCUUCAGAACUUUGGACUAAUUUGGCUAAAAUAUUAUUAACAAUGAGUGAUAUUAAUCCAUUCUACAAAUGUGUAGACAAAGCACUUUUCUUAGGAAAUGAUUCAUCAAAUAAAAAUAUUGCAAAAAUUAAGUGCAUGUCAUCAUUGAGCAAACUUAUUACAUUGAAUCCAGAAGAAGGUUUACGAUCUGUUUUGAAUACUGUACAUUCUUUCCCUGCUAAUGUUGACAGUUGGUCAAUUCUAAUCACUAGUCUUAUGCCAAGAUGGAGUAAAAUUUCUCAACUGAAUGCUCACUGGUUAAUGGUUCUGGCUUCAAGAGUACGAAAUACUCUUAUAUGUACAAGAAACAUGGAACAAUGGCUUUUAAAGAAUGAGAAACUUGCCAAUGAUAUCGCAUAUUGCUAAUAUUACUUACAUAAUG